Molecule: messenger RNA, 408 nt
Organism: Exophiala aquamarina CBS 119918
Lineage: Eukaryota; Fungi; Ascomycota; Eurotiomycetes; Chaetothyriales; Herpotrichiellaceae
Exons: 1
Coding region: 1-408 (135 amino acids)
Source: RefSeq, a predicted model, not a curated record
AUGUCUAUGCUCGGCCUCUGCGGUCUAGUGAUUGGCAGUCCGACACCUCAGUCUGACACUGAGAUCCCUUGCCCACUGGCCUAUCCUUGCGGGGAUAUCACCGUCUCUCUCUCAUACUGCUUCAACGUUACUGAUGCCCCCGUCUAUGGAGAUGGCACCUUUAAAGAUGAGACUCCGAUCGAGUGUGUAUGUGGCAGUGAUGUCCUGGGCGACGAGAGCGGGCUGUAUGCAGCCACAGAGUGCAUCCUCUGUGGCGACCUCGAUAAAGAGAGCUCUGCCCUGGUUGAGCUUUGGUGGUACACGUGUGCUACCGCCUACGAGAUUGGGGUAGACGAGGCGCUCAACUGUUGGAAUGACGGCACUGAUUGCUACGAACCCGAUGCAGGAGUCGCGUUCCUAAGCAAGUAG